GUCGCUUCAACGCUUCAGUCCUCAUUUCCUUUCAUAGACAAACAUUCUGCCAAACAUCUCCUUUAUUUUAUACAGAAGGACAAACAUCAUAUGGGACUGGAACAACAUCAGGGUUUCCAUACUUGCCACUUAGUAAAGAAUGGCGUGGACGGUGCAUCUCAGUAACCUGGUGUUAGGUGUGUACGGCUUCACGCUGAUCACAGGCCUUCCCGCAAACAUCCUGGCUUUCUACACGUUCUUCCAGAAGGUUCGGCAGCGCUCCACUCCGAUGGACGUGCUGUUACUCAGUUUGACCAUCUCUGACCUGGUCUUCCUCUUCUUCCUGCCCUUCCGCAUGGUGGAGGCGGCCAACAUGAAGUGGACACUGCCAUAUUUCCUCUGCCCGCUGUCGGGUUUCAUCUUCUACUCCACCAUCUAUAACAGCACCUUCCACUUGACGGCCAUCAGUGUCGAGCGAUACCUCGGUGUGGCUUUUCCUAUUAAAUACAAGCUCAAGCGCAACCCCAGGAAUGCACUGAUCGCCAGUGUCGUAUUUUGGAUCAUGUCAAUGGCGCACUGCAGUAUCGUCUACAUCAUGCAAUACCACAAUCAUUCCAACCCAAACUUCACCGAUCCGUCAACCCGAGACACAUGCUAUGAAGAAUUCAGCCCCGAACAGCUGCAGAUCCUCCUUCCUGUCCGACUAGAGCUUUUUGCAGUGCUUUUCUGCACGCCGUUCCUCAUCUGCUGCUUCUGCUAUAUCAAAUUCAUCCACAUCCUCUCCAAUCUGCCUAGCAUCAACGCUAAGAAGCGUUAUAGAGCCAUCGGGAUGGCACUGGGCACACUUUUGGUCUUCAUUAUCUGUUUCAUGCCCUACAACAUCUCGCAUGUGGUUGGAUAUGUGAACAGGCAAAGUCCAGACUGGAGAGUUUACGCUCUUCUCACGAGCACGUUUAACGCAUGCCUGGAUCCGUUCAUCUUCUACUUCUCGUCUUCGGCGCUCAGAGGAACUUUCAAGAACGUCUUGGAGGAGUUGGCAAGGCGUCUGGUUCUUCCGUGUUGUCGCACGACUCUUUAUUGCCCUUUGUUGAACUGUUCAAGUGCUGAUGAGAAAACUCAGAGCUCCACUGACAGCACGCUGUAGAAAUGGAUGUUCAUGAUGAGACUGUGGUUUGUAGGAGACACCAUAUGGGCCAGUGUUUUUAUUUUUAGUUUUCUUUUGACUGCAGUCAAGCGUUGUCAGCACAUUCUUAUGAGUCUAAAGCAAAUGAAUGUAAUUCUGAUGCGGCACUGCAGCAGCAGCAGCUUAAUGGACCAGAAUAAUGGACCACUAUCAAUAUAGGGUGCAAUAGAGCCGCCACACUUCUUCAGCAGCGCUGAUUCUGGAAGUGUUUUUUCAUUAUUUUUUUCCUAAAACCCAUAUAGAUAUUUGGCAAUAUAUGCAAUAUAUUUAUGUAUACAACAGUUCUGUCUGGUUCUUGAAUCUGAUUGGCUGAUAGCCAUGCGAUAUUGUGCAAUAACAGCUUUGGUCUAGCCUCUUCACCCUUCACCCUUGUGUGUUACUCCACCCACAUACAGCAACAACCAGAGGACACGCUACAAUUUGACAAAUAUACCUGCUGUUAGGCAACAUAAAGUACUUUUAAGGCUUUUUUUAGUGGAGAAUGUAGUUAUUUAGAUUGCAAACUAUGCAGUUUAUUUAUAAGGAUAGUGCCUAUUUUAAAUAUUUAUAAUUUCUGACAGACAGAGCGUCGGCGGCCAUUAGCCUGGCAUACUGAGCUGACCAAAGACGGUUGACAUUGUCUAUACACAAGAUGUCUACAUGACUGCAUAAUAAGCUCUUAGAAGAUUAAAACAGCCUAAUUUCUAACUACAGAUAAUCAAAUUAAACUGGUAAGCAUACCUGCCAACACUGUUUUUCCGGGCAGUCUACUGUAUUUCAGACCAAUCUCCCACAACCCUCCCAUUUUGUUAUUUCUCCUGGAAAACUCAUGUAAUUUCACCCCCCCCCCCUUUUUUUUUUUGGUACAGUCUGUAACACCCCCGGGUCGCCAACUUUGAUACAGUAUCCGAUCGCAGAGCCGCACAAAACCAAGUGCAUAAUACAGUUACUAACACCACAGUACAGUUACUUUCCUAUCCCGAUUCUCAACAGUGUUAUUCAGAGAAUUCACCCCCGAA
Danio aesculapii is the source of this 2160-nucleotide messenger RNA. RefSeq names its product free fatty acid receptor 3-like. The record is from RefSeq and is a predicted model, not a curated record. The transcript is spliced from 2 exons. Gene Ontology annotation, cellular component: plasma membrane. Lineage: Eukaryota; Metazoa; Chordata; Actinopteri; Cypriniformes; Danionidae. Gene Ontology annotation, biological process: cellular response to fatty acid; G protein-coupled receptor signaling pathway. The coding region runs from base 140 to 1123 and encodes 327 amino acids. Gene Ontology annotation, molecular function: G protein-coupled receptor activity.